This is a messenger RNA of Balaenoptera musculus (blue whale), 930 nucleotides long. Its product is annotated as olfactory receptor 10V1. Gene Ontology annotation, cellular component: membrane. The coding region runs from base 1 to 930 and encodes 309 amino acids. NCBI's taxonomy places the organism in Eukaryota, Metazoa, Chordata, Mammalia, Artiodactyla, Balaenopteridae. Gene Ontology annotation, biological process: G protein-coupled receptor signaling pathway. Gene Ontology annotation, molecular function: G protein-coupled receptor activity; olfactory receptor activity. The transcript has a single exon. The record is from RefSeq and is a predicted model, not a curated record.
AUGGAAGAAAUAAAUAAAACUGCAAAGAUACAAUUCUUCUUUCGUCCAUUCUCAGCUGACCCAAAGGUACAGGUGGUGAUUUUUGUGGCCUUCCUGGUGAUGUACCUGACCAGCCUCAGUGGAAAUGCCAUCAUUGCAGUUAUUGUCAAGAUCAACCACUCUCUCCACAUCCCCAUGUACUUUUUCCUGGCCAACUUGGCAGUUCUGGAGAUCUUCUAUACAUCUUCCAUCGCCCCACUGGCCUUGGCAAACCUUCUUUCAAUGGGCAAAACUCCUGUUUCUAUUACUGGAUGUGGCACCCAAAUGUUUUUCUUUGUCUUCUUGGGUGGGGUUGAUUGUGUCCUGCUUGCAGUCAUGGCUUAUGACAGGUUUAUAGCAAUCUGCUACCCUCUACGAUACACCCUCAUCAUGAGCUGGCCCUUGUGCGUGGAGUUGAUGGUAGGAUCCCUGGUACUGGGGUUCCUGCUGUCACUACCACUGACUAUUUUAAUCUUCCAUCUCCCAUUCUGCAACAACAGUGAAAUCUACCACUUCUACUGUGACAUGCCUGCCGUCAUGCGCCUGGCUUGUGCAGACACGCACGUUCACCAAACUGCUCUGUAUAUCAUCAGCUUCAUCGUCCUAAGCAUCCCCCUCUCAGUGAUCUCCAUCUCCUACGUCUUCAUCGUGGUAGCCAUUUUACAGAUUCAGUCAGCAGAAGGGCACCACCGAGCCUUCUCCACCUGCUCCUCUCACAUCUUAGUGGUCUUCCUGCAGUAUGGCUGCACCAGCUUUAUAUACUUGUCCCCCAGUUCCAGCUACUCUCCUGAGAUGGACCGGGUGGUGUCUGUGGUCUACACUUUUAUCACUCCCAUUUUAAACCCCUUGAUCUAUAGUAUGAGGAACAAGGAAUUGAAAGAUGCCCUAAGGAGGGCACUAAGCAAGUUCUAG